Teleopsis dalmanni is the source of this 748-nucleotide messenger RNA. RefSeq names its product larval cuticle protein A2B-like. The transcript has 2 exons. Gene Ontology annotation, cellular component: extracellular matrix. The record is from RefSeq and is a predicted model, not a curated record. The coding region runs from base 43 to 486 and encodes 147 amino acids. NCBI's taxonomy places the organism in Eukaryota, Metazoa, Arthropoda, Insecta, Diptera, Diopsidae.
UACCAGAACUCGGUGUUGAAAGGAAAUAGAGCUCAAUUCAUUAUGUCGUGGAAGAUCUUAACAAUUCUGUUCUGUAUAGUGGUAGUGGCGAGUGCACAGCACCACUACAGCUACAGUCAUGGUCAUGGACAUGAUGACCAUCACGAAGAUGAACACGAUCACGGUCCUGCUCAUUAUGAAUUUCAUUAUUCUGUGAAAGAUCCUAAAACGAAGGACAUUAAGAGUCAAAAGGAAUCUCGUAAGGAUCACAAAGUCGAAGGUUAUUAUGAACUAAUCGAUUCCGAUGGACAUCAUCGUAUUGUGCAUUACAAAGCAGACAAAAAGACAGGAUUUGAAGCUACGGUUGAACGUAAACCAACCAAUAUCAAGGUGCCAAUUCCCAAGAUCUCCUAUGAACAUCACGAUGAUCAUCACUAUGAUCACCAUGAUAACCAUCAUGAUGACCAUCACGGAGAUAAUCACCAUCACUAUUACUCGCAUCAUUGAGAACAUAUUUGGAGAAAGUUUGAAUAACCGAUCAUCUCGUUUUUCACACAACUACACAUUUGUACAUAAUUCAUUUUGUAAUGGUUAAGUUAAGAAAAUAUUAAGGAUAUGAAGCUGUGUUAGAAGUGCACCAGCAGUUCUUCUAAUCAACUUUUGAAAUCGGUACAAACCGUUCUUUUUGGAUUUUUUUGUUUAUAUAUAUAGAUUUUAAGUGUUAAUUUUAUAUAAUAAAUUCUUGUGCAGAAUUAAACUGUAACACAAA